AGGUUUUUUUUUUUUUUUUUUUUUUUUUUUUAAAAAAAAAUUAUAAAUGAGGAAAGGGGUACUUGAACUUAAAAUUGUAUUCAAGUUGAGAUACACAUCUAAGUGUAUGUUGGGCUAAGCCUGUGGGUGUAAAAAUGUCUAAAAAGAUAAUCUGACAAGUGAUAACAAAUCAGAGGUUGGUAAGUAUGAGCAUUAAAUAGCGCUUUUGCAUUUGUUGGUAGGUAUUAUGAUAUAUUCCUUAUUCUGUUGUUAUGGCAAAAUACUUAAAUUUGACAAAAAAAGGGUAGCAAUUUUGUGUUAAUAUUGGUUAAAGUCAUAGGAUACCCUAAUGGACAUCUUCUUUGAGUUUUUAUUAUUUAGCUUUGCUGCACCAAUUUUGAGUAAGGCCUUUCGUAUAUCAUAUGUCAUAUAUUUCGAGGUCGGUCUGUUGGGAUCAUCCUCAAUUAUUGUGGGAAUCAGUGUUGGUAUCCCUAAUCAGGAAACUAUGCAAGGCAAGGAAAGGAAUCUUACCUUAUGCCUAUUUUCUUUUGAAAAAUGAUUUAUAAAUUUACAUAUUUGUAUAUCUGCAUAAAUAUGUAUUAUAAAUUUAUUUAGUAUUACCUUUGAAUAAUAAUGAGACAGCAGUCUUGAUCUAACCAAACAGACAGGUGCCAACUGGCUGCAGAUUUUUUUUGGUGCAGAUCUGGUCUUUUCUGUGUUCCUUUCUUCUAGAUUGUUGCUUUCCAGUUUCUGAAAAGUAUUGGUCCAUUUUUAUUCAUCUACUCUCUUCUUCUUCUUCUUCUUUUUCAGUCUUUUAUUUUUCUUAAAUUAGUAUCUCCAAUCUCCAUCUCCAUCCCCAUCCCCAUCCACCCAUCUUGUUUUGAACUUUUAACUUAUAUCUCAUAUUGCAACCCUGAAGCUUAUUAGAUUAUAAAAAUACUAAAACACCAGACUGCAAUCCAUCAGUUCAGAAAUCAUCUAAAAUUCAAUAUGGAUGGAAGUCUUUUUUAGAGAUUAAUUUAUAUAGAAACAAAAAAAAAUGGGUUGUAUUAUAUUCUCUUUCUUAAUCCUUCAAGAAUAAUCAUUCACGAAUUGCAGUGUAAACUUAGCUCUUUGUUAGAAAUAAAAUACUUUUCCCUAAUAAUCAAUUUGUAUAUCCCUCAUUUUAAAAUAAAAUGUAUUUUAAUAAAAAAGAUUAUUUUUCCUCUUCUUCUUCAUAUGGAAACACAUAAAUCAUACAAAAUUCACGUAAUUAAUUCCCAAAUUGAAAAUAAAAAAAUCUUUUUCUUCUUCUCUUUAUGUCUUUUUGUUUGCACAGGAUAGAUUCUUCUCUUCACGCACUUCCUUCGCUGGCCAUUCAUUUUCUUUCCUUUUCCUUUUUUCUUUUCUUCAUUUCCUUUCUCUUUGCCUUGUUGAAAUCAAGAACACCUCUAUCUCUCUCCUUCUUCAGCACACGUUUUCCCGUUCCACUGUUCCUUCAUUUAUUCAUUCUAAAAAUAGAAGAUUUGGCUUUGUUCUUUUUUUUUUUUUUCAUUAUUUGUUGUCACGCUCACCAUUUCAAGAGACUGCAUGUUUUUGCUUCCAUGGCUUCAUGUACUAGGCCUCCACAAAAAAAAUAGAGUAUAUUUUUCUAUGGUUCUUUUUUAAAAUAAAAAAAUAAAAAGAAUAAAAGCCAAAUAGGUUCAUUGUUUGAGUUUUCUUUGAUGCUACAAAAGCUUUUGAGAGAUCUAAUCAAGGUUCUUUCUUCUCUUAUUGGUUUCUUCUAACUCAAGGGAAGUACUUAAAAAGAACCAAAAGGGAACUCCUUUUUAUUAUAACAUUUCUUUUUGGGAGGUCUUACAAGAUCAAGAAAAUACAUGAAGAUGGAGCCAAUGAGGUCAAAGAUGAAAGGGGUCGCAAAUAAGAGUUCUUUUAAUGGCAGAAGCAACAAUAUGAAUGCUGAAGAGUUGGAGAUUAGGCCAGGUGGAAUGUUAGUGCAAAAGCGGGAUUCUAAUUCCAAUAAUCAGAAUUAUGUUCCAAUUCCCACCAUUAAAGUUAGGGUCAAAUAUGGUUCUUCAAGUCAUCACAUCUGUAUAAGUUCUCAAGCAAGUUUUGGGGAAUUGAAGAAAAUGUUAGUGGAACAAACUGGAAUACACCAUCAGGAUCAGAAGCUGAUAUACAAAAAAAAAGAAAGAGAUUCCAAGGCAUUUUUAGAUGUUGCAGGAGUUAAAGAUGGAUCUAAAAUUAUUUUGAUCGAAGACAUUACGAGCCGUGAGAGGCGGUGUCUUGAAAUUCUUAAAUCUGCCAAGAUAGAGAAGGCUUCAAAGUUAUUGCAGCAAAUCACUUUAGAAGUUGAGAAACUCCGUGAAAAGGUAGUGACAUUGGAAAGAGGUGAGAAAGUUGCAGAGUUAGACAUAGAUAGUUUGAUAGAAAUCUUGAUGAAUAAAUUAGUAGCAUUGGAUGGAAUUGUAGUUGAUGGCGACUUGAAGUUGCAGAAGGGAUUGCAGGAAAGGAGAGUUCAAAAGUACAUUGAAACUCUUGACAUGCUGAAGUUACAAAACUCCAAAACUAAAAGAAAUGAGAGAAGUGGAAUUACAGAAAUCCCAGUUCAGCAACCAGAGAAUUCAAAUGAAAGAAUACCAAUCCCAGUGCCAAUACCAAUGCAGAAGCAGCCAAUUCAACACAAGCAGAAGACUGCGACAAUACAAAGGCCAUUGAAGCAGCACCAGCAAGUUUUGAAGCAUUCCGAUUCAUUCGUGAUCACAACAAAAUGGGAAACUUUUGAUUAAGACUUGAAUGAUCAAUUCAGCAUCCUAUAAAAUCUACCCAUUUCAAUACUAUAUAUAAACUGGAUCGAGUACUUCCUGUUCAGUAAGUGAUUUUACAAUCAUAGUUUUUCAAUGUUCUGUUAUAUAUCUAGUUCCUGUAGUGAAUUCUUUUCUUGUGUUAGAUUUAAAAGGGUUUUCUUCUUUUUCAUUUUCUUUUUUAAGACCAUUUUCUUGGAACAUAAACCUUGCCCCAAGAUGCAAAAUGUGGAUCUUUCUUUCUCUUUUUCUUUCUUUAUAUUUUUCUGGCAGGAAUGGCUAUUUGCAAACUGUAUAUACUAACAGAAGAUAGUGGUUAGAAAAGAGGGGGAAUUUGUUUAUUAUGAUUUCAUUUA
Ricinus communis (castor bean) is the source of this 3118-nucleotide messenger RNA. Its product is annotated as BAG family molecular chaperone regulator 1. Gene Ontology annotation, cellular component: cytoplasm. NCBI's taxonomy places the organism in Eukaryota, Viridiplantae, Streptophyta, Magnoliopsida, Malpighiales, Euphorbiaceae. Gene Ontology annotation, biological process: protein stabilization. Bases 1836 to 2747 code for a protein of 303 amino acids. The transcript has 4 exons. The record is from RefSeq and is a predicted model, not a curated record. Gene Ontology annotation, molecular function: adenyl-nucleotide exchange factor activity; protein-folding chaperone binding.